CGAAAGUUGAAUAUAGUUUGCUUUCCUCCCAAUGAGAAUAUCAAGUCUAUAGAAAGGAUUCCACUUGAGUGCGACUUUUAUUGUGAUAUGAUGUAUCAUGUACCUUAUUCAACAUUUAUAAGCUUUCCACAUGCUGAAGCUGUCAGAGAAUUGGAUUCGAUUAUGUCCAGUGAAAGUAGCACCGCAGAAAUAAAAUAACAUGUAUACGAAAACAGCCUCCUUGAUUUGUAUUCUGGCUGUGGUGCGAUGUCCACUGCUUUAUGUCUUGGAGCUGCGAACUAUGGUGUUAAGCUUGUAACAAAAUGGGCAGUGGAUUUCAAUAGAGAAGCAUGUGAUAGCUUGAGAUGGAAUCAUCCAGAGACGCAGAAAACUGGAAAGUCUGGAUUGCACUUCAAGAUACAUUGGAAAGGUUAUGGAGAAGCUGAUGACACAUGGGAACCCAUUGAGGGUCUGAGUGGUUGUGAGCAGAAAAUGAAGGAGUUCAUUGAGAAUGGGUUUAAAGCAAGUAUACUGCCUUUGCCAGGGAGUGUUGAUGUCGUAUGUGGUGGCCCACCUUGCCAAGGAAUAAGCGGCUUCAAUCGUUUUAGGAAUAGUGAAAAUCCAUUAGAGGAUCCCAAGAACAAACAACUAAAAGCAGCAUGUAGAUACAAGAAUGGCUAAACGCCAUUUCUCGAUGGUAAAAGUGGAUGGAGAGCUUUAUAAUCUUCAUGAUGAUGCUUAUGUUAAUGGUAAGGAAGGUAAAGACAAUAAUAUUUUUAAAAUCGUUGAGAUGUUUGAAGAUUUAGAUGGAAUGCGUUAUUUCACGACUCAAUGGUUCUACCGAGCUAAGGACACUGUGGUGCGAUGUCCACUGGUUUAUGUAUUCUGGCUGUGGUGCGAUGUCCACUGGUUUAUGUCUUGGAGCUGCGAACUAUGGUGUUAAGCUUGUAACAAAAUGGGCAGUGGAUUUCAAUAGAGAAGCUUGUGAUAGCUUGAGAUGGAAUCAUCCAGAGACGCAGGUCCGAAAUGAAGCUGCUCAGGAUUU
This is a messenger RNA of Cuscuta campestris, 1024 nucleotides long. The record is from the annotation of a GenBank genome assembly. Lineage: Eukaryota; Viridiplantae; Streptophyta; Magnoliopsida; Solanales; Convolvulaceae.